Messenger RNA from Rangifer tarandus platyrhynchus (Svalbard reindeer), 870 nucleotides. The record is from the annotation of a GenBank genome assembly. Lineage: Eukaryota; Metazoa; Chordata; Mammalia; Artiodactyla; Cervidae.
AUGCCGGCCUCACCUGAGUCGCCCGUCACGCCGCAGACUGGGCGGCCCCGCGCCGAGACCCACGACCGGGCCACCACGGCGGGAGCAGAAGAGCGUCUGGCAGCGCCGAUCCGGAGCGGCCCGGGGAGGCCGGGAGGCGGGGUCCCGCCGCCACGCCCCCGUCGCGGCGUCCCGCCCCCACCACCUGGGCGAGCCCCGCCCGGUCCCCGCCACCUGGAGGAGCCUCGCUUCCGCAGCCGCGGUGGGGACAGGGGCGUCCGGAACCGCAGCUCCCCGUUUCCUCUCCGCCUCGCGGCCCCUCGGCCGCCCCUCUCUACUUCCGGCGCGGGACCCCCACCUCCUGUCCCCGCACACCUCUCGCGCCUGAAACUGUGGGCCUUCGCGGGGCUGGCCGAGAGUUCCCACCGUGACCUGGCGCCGCCCGGGCCCGGGUCCUUGAGGUCGCACGGUCCGCGCCCCCUCCCCGGCACUCCCCCGCCCGCUCCCUCGCGUCCAAUCCGCCGCCGAGUUCCAAGCCACGCCCUGGUCCGACCCCGCUCCUCAGCCCGGACCCCAGCCCCUCCUCGGCUUCGCCGGCCGAAAGCCACCGCACGCCUGGCCCCAGCUGACUGUCCACUCGCGCUCAGGUUUCUCGGAAUGCCUCCCUUCUCAGCGCUGUUCCCUGCCCGGCCCACGCCUGUGGCAGCCCUGGACUCCCACGUCCCAGAGCACACAGCCCUAUUGUCCCGGUUAUCUGCACUUUGUUUUAAGUGUUUGAUUUCGCAGGACCGGAUCGCGGCGGAGCUCUGGGAGGGCCGGCCCGUGUGCCUCAGCCCGGUGUCCAGGCACAGCCUCUACCCCCUGUACGUGCUCCGGGGUGUACUGAGAUGA